Cryptosporidium muris RN66 is the source of this 723-nucleotide messenger RNA. RefSeq lists its product as uncharacterized. Lineage: Eukaryota; Apicomplexa; Conoidasida; Eucoccidiorida; Cryptosporidiidae. The transcript has a single exon. Bases 1 to 723 code for a protein of 240 amino acids. The record is from RefSeq and is a predicted model, not a curated record.
AUGACAUAUAUUGACUAUUCAAAGUGGGAUAAAAUUAAAUUGGACAGUGAUGAUGAAGCUGAUAAAAAAUAUACACAACCUUCUGUUACUCGUUUUGAUAGUCCAAAGUUAAUAUCUUUAAAGGAUGGUACAUAUUAUAUUGAAGAAAGUAUAGAAAAGAAUUUAACAUCAAAUUUGAAGUCAGAUAGUUUGAUAUAUCAUGAAAAAACUUUAGAAAUUGAUGACUUACAGUAUAAUGGUGGGCAUGAUUUAGAAGGAAAGUACUAUUGGAGUCAGACAAAGGUUGAUAUUAGGUUGUACGUUAUAAUUGAUGAUAAAAUUGAUUCAAAAUAUUUGGAAGUUAUUAUUAAAGAAGAUAACAUUACAAUUAAAUAUAAUGGCACUAUUUUUUUUGAGAAAGAGUUUAGUUAUAGUGUAGAAGAUGAUGAGGAUAUUAUAUUCUGGUCAGUUAUUAAAGUAAAAGAUAAUAAUACAUGUAAACUUAUUAGAAUGAUAUGUAUUGAACUUAAAAAGAAGAAACUUAUACAUGAAGUCAAUAUAUGGUGGAGAAGCAUGUUUAAAGAUGGUGCUUCUAUAGAUAUAAAUGGUUUAGAAGAUCGUAAAAAUAACGAGACUCUUAAUAAAAAUAAGGAAUUCUUAAAAUCAUGGAAUGAAGCACAUAGGAGAUUUUUAGAGGGAAUAAGAGAGAGGAAAUCAAAGGGUGAUUUACCUAUAUUACUUUAA